This is a messenger RNA of Lynx canadensis (Canada lynx), 1065 nucleotides long. RefSeq names its product skin secretory protein xP2-like. Bases 1 to 1065 code for a protein of 354 amino acids. NCBI's taxonomy places the organism in Eukaryota, Metazoa, Chordata, Mammalia, Carnivora, Felidae. The record is from RefSeq and is a predicted model, not a curated record. The transcript has a single exon.
AUGCAGGAGAGGAGAGAGGAAGCUGAGUCCUGUCCCCCCAUUGCCAGGCGUCGCGACGCUGGUGGGGUGCAGCAGCGGAGACCGCACCGGGCGCUGCACCCCUCCCCGCGAACAGCCUGCGCUCCCUGCCCCUCCCGGCGGGCGGUGAACGCUGCGGGUGGGGGAGCCGGAACAGAGGCGGAGGAGGGGGCGGGGGCGCGGCGCCUUCGUGCCCCUUCUUCAGCGAGAGACGCGGCGGCGGCAGAGUCCCUCAGCCUCGGUCAUGUGAUAGUCUCGAAGCGCGAGCCGCGGGGGUCUCCGGCGUCUCGGGGACCAUUACAAAACGCAGCCAGGAGAGCGCGUCGCUGCCACAGCCGCCGCCGCCUCCUCUCCAGCUCGAGACUGGCCCGGGAGAGCGGCGGCAGCUGCGGCGCGGACGGCUGGGCGGACCGAGGCCGGCCUCGCAUCCUCCGGGCCUUCGCAGCCGCCCCCUCGGGCCCGCAGCGCGCGCCCCGCGUCCAGCGCCCCCGCCCCGCCGCGGAGCCCGGCCGCGCGGCUGCUGCAGAGACCAAACUUUCCCGCCCCCACCCCGCCCCCAGCGACCACCUACAGCUCUCUCCCCCGCUCCGCCGCGAGCCGCCGGAGAACCGGGAGCCGCGGGCUGCCCAGAGCCGAGCUUCCUUCUCCUUACCUCGCCUCUCCCCUCCAGGAAAACCGCAACUCCGGGGCGGGCUGGCUAGGUGCCCGGCCGGGGGGCAGCCUCCGGGCGCUGGGAGUCUCGCCGCCCCGGCCUCCGGGAGCACGAGCGCCAACUCGGAUUUAAAGGGCCAGAGUCCCGCCCGUCCCGUCCUUCCUCCCAGCCCGCUGGGCCCGGGCUUCCCUCGGACCGAGAAAAAAAGCCAAGAGGAGGCCGGAAGGGCACCCUGCCCUGCCCACGCCUCCGCCGCCGGCUCCGGCGCUCGGCCUCUGACCACCUGGGGGGAGGCGCCGAGAGAGUGUGGCCGGGGAGCUGGCGCGCCCCGCCCGCCACUCUGCGCGCGGGUCGGCCACCGUCCGGCCAGAAGUUGGCGAGCGGCGGAGAGCUGA